GGGUUUACAGAAAAUAAUAUUUUUAUCUCUAGAUUUUGUCCCCUUUUGUGGUAGUUGUACUUCACAUGCUACAAGCCUAUAACGGUUUCAGAGAGCAAAAGCGCACACAAACGCCCUCUGCAGAGAAAACAUAGGAAGCCAUUGACCCUCCAUGGCUGUGGCAUCGUCUCUUGCUCUAUCAGGGCUUGCAAGUUUCCAACUUUGUUGUUGUAACACCUUGUUGAGGGUGAAGAACAGUGAUUUUGGAUUAAGUUUGGAGAAUUAUCAUCACAAGAGAGCAGCAACAACCAAAUGGCGGUUCCUCCUUGGUGGGGUUUCUGUGUUGCAUGUUGAGAAUCCAUGGAAGCCAGCUAGGAUAAUGGUACAGCAUGUUGUUCAUAAUGAUCAAUUGGGUGGUGAUGUUGUAUCUCAGGGAUUGCAUAAGGAUUUGGGUUCUCUUCCAAAGCCUUUGUCCAUAUCCGAUAUUGUGGCUGCUUCCGAUGAUAGUGCUAAAGUGCGAAUAUCAUAUAAGGGAAUACCUGGAUCAUACAGCGAGGAUGCUGCACACAAAGUGUAUCCUAAUUGUGAAACAGUUCCUUGCCAUGAUUAUGAAGCUGCCUUUAAGGCUGUUGAAUUGUGGAUUGCUGACAAAGUUGUUGUUCCAAUAGAGAAUUCAUCCGGGGGAAGCAUCCAUCGAAACUAUGAUUUACUUCUUCGUCAUAGGCUGCACAUUGUUGCUGAGGUGCAGUUGGCUACUAAUCUCUCACUUUUAGCUUUGCCAGGUGUCAGAGUAGAGUACUUGAAACGAGUUCUAAGUCAUUCCCAGGCACUUGAAUUGAGUGAUAAUUUCUUGACUAAACUAGGUGUUGCCAGAGAAAAUGUUGACGAUACAGCUGGUGCUGCUCAGCAUGUAGCUUUGGAUGGUCUAUAUGAUGCCGGUGCAAUUGCAAGCAUUCGAGCUGCAGAAAUUUAUGGUCUUAAUGUGCUUGCAGAAAAAGUUCAGGACGAUGGUGAAAUCAUCAGUCGUUAUCUCGUGCUUGCCAGGGAUCCAAUAAUUCCGAAAUCUGAUAAGCUAUUUAAGACAAGCAUUGUGUUUACACUGGACGAGGGUCCUGGGGUACUGUUUAAGGCGUUGGCAGUAUUUGCCUUAAGAGAUAUAAACUUAACCAAGAUUGAAAGUCGCCCACAACGAAAUCGGCCAUUAAGAGUUGUUGAUGAUUCGAACACUGGGAGUGCCAAGUAUUUCGACUACCUUUUCUACAUUGAUUUUGAGGCGUCUAUGACUGAGCCCCGAGCACAAACCGCUUUAGGACAUCUGCAGGAAUUCGCCACAUUUCUUCGGGUGCUGGGCUGCUAUCCUAUGGAUACAACCAUAUGAGUCACAGCUAUCCGUGUUUAUUGCUGAAUUUUCAAUGGAUAUCAUCAUACUCAAGCCUAAAAUGCCGGAAUUUCCAAGAGCAUUCGGAGCUAACUGAUGGUCUGAACAUACAAUACAGCGAUGCAAACGGUCGAUUGUGAUCUUAGACAUUGCAAAAGAAUGAACAGAGGUAUAAGGUUUUAAACAUGUAUGUAAUAUGUAGUAUAGCUUCAAUUCUAUAGCAUUAAAAAGCAUAAACAAGAGCAACAGUGAAUGUAAAAUGAAAAAAUCUGCUAACGUAUUCUUUGUUUCAUAGUGAAUUCACCAUAAUCAGUAAAAACAUGAUUUGUUAGCAUCUCAUACCUUGCCU
Molecule: messenger RNA, 1706 nt
Organism: Arachis duranensis
Lineage: Eukaryota; Viridiplantae; Streptophyta; Magnoliopsida; Fabales; Fabaceae
Product: arogenate dehydratase/prephenate dehydratase 1, chloroplastic-like
Exons: 11
Coding region: 152-1357 (401 amino acids)
Biological process (GO): L-phenylalanine biosynthetic process
Cellular component (GO): cytoplasm; chloroplast
Molecular function (GO): prephenate dehydratase activity; arogenate dehydratase activity
Source: RefSeq, a predicted model, not a curated record